AUGGAUCCAACUGCCAUAUUUUGGUUUAUUUAUUCGUUUUAUUCUGCUACCUUUAUUUGGAAUUUUUAUUUAACUUUGCGACAAUAUAAUGUUUAUCGUAAAACUGAAACUAGGCCAGAGGAAGUUUAUGAAAUUAUUUCUGAGGAGGAUUUUGGUUAUCAUCGAAAUUAUUAUUUGGAUAAAUUGACCUUUGAUUCUUACAAACUUAUAAUUCUUUUUUGUAAUCUGAUUCCUUGGCUUUGGUCAAUUUGUGGCAGAUAUGGACUUUUUAUAAAACCAGAGAGUGGGGAGAGUUUUCAAUCCGUUCUUUUCAUUCUUUUUUAUGCCUUUAUUGAAGGACUGAUAGAAUUGCCUUUUUCAUAUUAUGAAACAUUUUAUAUUGACUUGAAGCAUGGAACUAAAAAUGAGACUGUGUCUUUCUUCUUCAUUGACCGAGCCAAAAAAUUUUGUUUAAUUCUUUUAAUUUCAUCACCUCUUGUGGCUGCUAAUGCUUGGAUUGUACAAGAGGGUGGACAAUAUUCUUAUAUUUAUGUUUGGGCUUUUGUUUCUGUUUACUUGAUGUUGAUGGCUUUUAUUUAUCCAGAUGUUAUUGCUCCACUCUUUGAUAAAUACACUCCUCUUCAAGAAAGUGAAUUGAAAACAAAAAUUGAGGCUCUAGCUAACAAAAUUGGAUUUCCGCUUAAAAAUAUUUAUGUUGUAGAAGAAUCUAAACGUUCAACACACAGCAAUGCUUACAUUUUUGGAUUUUGGAAGAAUAAAAAAAUUGUUCUUUAUGAUACACUUCUUGGCGAGGAAAUGAACAAAUCAAUACAGGUUUAA
This is a messenger RNA of Meloidogyne enterolobii, 819 nucleotides long. NCBI's taxonomy places the organism in Eukaryota, Metazoa, Nematoda, Chromadorea, Rhabditida, Meloidogynidae. The record is from the annotation of a GenBank genome assembly.